Molecule: messenger RNA, 1288 nt
Organism: Brachypodium distachyon (stiff brome)
Lineage: Eukaryota; Viridiplantae; Streptophyta; Magnoliopsida; Poales; Poaceae
Exons: 6
Coding region: 82-1023 (313 amino acids)
Cellular component (GO): chloroplast
Source: RefSeq, a predicted model, not a curated record
CAGCUGCUGCAUUCCCUCGAGUACUCAAAUCACUAAACCCGCGAAAUAAUCACUCACUAAACCCUCGCUCCCCGCUCUCCGAUGGCGGCGGCCCGGAAGCUCCCGCUCCUCCUCCUCGCCCUGCUCGCCGCGGCGGCGGUGCCCGCGCUCGCCGCGUCCGGCGGCGCCAUGGGCGGCCGCGUCUCCUCGUCCAGAUCCAAAUCCCCCUCCUCCUCCUCCUCAUACUCGAGACCGCACUGGGACUGGGAACCGCACCACUCGUACCACUACUCGACGUUCCACAUUCCGGUCGGCACGCCGCCGCCGCCGCCGCCUCGUGGCGGCUCAGGCGAGGGGAAGGCCUCCGCCGCCGCAGCCGGUGAGGGUUCGUGGUUUCGCUGGGAGGUGCUCGUCUUCGGCAUCGUCCUGCUGGGGAUCGCCGUGUGCUGCUGCUCCUACUACUUCGCCCCCCAGCCCAGGGCCAGGAUGUCCAUCGUUAAGCUCCAGGUUGCCUUGCUGGGGUACGCGAAACCGUUCCAGAGGGAACUGAACGACAUUGCUGAGAACGUGGAUUCUUCUGAGCGGCGCUGGUAUAAGCACAUAUUGACGGAGACCAUAUGCUCGUUGAGGCGUCACAGGGAUUGCUGCGUCUCUUCAAGCGUGUCGGUUGAUUUCAAGUAUGGAGGGGAGGCUUGGGAGGAGCAUUUUGAUAUCAUUUCUAUGGAGGAAAGGUGCAAAUUUGACGUCGAAGCACUGUACAAUAUGGAAGGAGUCGAGAGGAAGAAAGCCUACCACAGAAAGCAAAAUUGGUCCAGGAACGAAUAUGUAGUGGUAACCAUCCUAGUCGCUGCUGAUGGAGCUCUGGAGUUGCCAGAAAUCACAAGACCCGCAGAUCUGGAAGCAGCAGCGAGAAAGCUCCUCUCUAUACCUGAAGGAAAUAUUCGGGGCAUUCAUGUUUUAUGGACUCCUCAGGAAGAGAACGACGUGCUUACCGAAGAGAAGCUUCUCGCAGAUUAUCCUCAUCUGAAGCCCUGUCAUGACUAGGAUCAUGAUCUAUUCUUGGAUGCCACGGUGUAAGGAUCUAGUCAGAAGAAAAAAGGUGUAGAAAGGAUCCGACGGGCAUUUUUCAAGUGCUGUCUUUAAACGAGAUCAUUUAGGGCUAGGCUGCAAACUUAGUUCUUGCGGCUGGUGAAGCUUCUUAACUGUUCUGUAUGUGUUCUGGUUACUGUUCUGUAUGUGUUCUGGUUUGGAUGUGAAGCUCUUAUUAUGCCUAGUCAUUAAUGAAUUCUAACUGAUCAUGGUAUCCAAA